AUGGACUCACUACAGACCUCUUUUGCAGCCAAGUCCUGGUUCGGCUUCGAUCUCGACGAUACCUUGCACGAGUUCCGCAAGGCAUCGGGCAUCGCUUCUCUUGUUGUCUUUGAAGCCAUUUACUUACAGCAUAGGGUGCCAAUCUCGCUCUUGCAGCAAUCCUACUCAUCGAUCCUAGCUCAGAUGACAGCCAACGCCUUCGCCUGCGGCAAGACCUCCACCGCGUACCGCAAAGAGCGCUUUACCGCAUUAUUACAGGCGCAUCAUAUCAGUACCAACGAUGACCACCUCGAAAAUCUCGCAGCAAUUUACAAGCGGGCUUUAAGUGCAGCACUAGAACCGAAGCCCGGAGCUCUUGCGCUGUUCCAAUACCUAAAGCGAAUCGGGAAAAGAAUAAUCAUCAUCACAGAGGGUCUUCGAGACGCGCAAGAGUGGACCCUCGAGCAACUGGGCCUGGCACAAUACGUCGAUAUCCUUAUUACCACCAACGAGAUGGGACUAGCGAAAGUGGACGGCUUGUUUGAAAAGGUCUUGCAAAGGUACAAUAUCAAGGCGGAGGAUAUGGUGUAUAUUGGUGAUAACGAGAAGCGGGACGUCAUGCCGGCUGCGGAGGCAGGAAUUUUGUCUAUUCUGUACGAUGAGAAGAGUGAUUGCCAACUGGAGGGUAAUGGGCGACCCGGCUCAAGAUUGAGCAUAAACUCACUUGCUAAGCUGGAGUAUAUUCUGAGGAUGGGUAUAGACGCUGCCGGUAAGGGAGAACAUUAA
Messenger RNA from Coniosporium apollinis CBS 100218, 765 nucleotides. RefSeq lists its product as uncharacterized. The transcript has a single exon. The coding region runs from base 1 to 765 and encodes 254 amino acids. The record is from RefSeq and is a predicted model, not a curated record. NCBI's taxonomy places the organism in Eukaryota, Fungi, Ascomycota, Dothideomycetes.